GGUUCAGAACCAGAAGCCUACCUCAGAGGAGAUCCUACUGAUUGCAGAGCAGCUUAACAUGGAGAAGGAAGUCAUUCGGGUCUGGUUCUGCAACCGUCGGCAGAAAGAGAAGCGGAUCAACCCGAGCAGCGCCACACCCCCCCUGACCAGCCAGCCCCCGACUGCCCAACCAGCGCACAAACCUCCCUGCUACAGCCCUCACAUGAUGUCCAACCAGCUGUCCCAGGCAGUAACCAGUCUCAGCAGCACAACAGUGACUACCUUGUCCUCCAUCUGUCCCCCGACUUCCAGCCUCUCCUCUACUCACCCCUCCAUCAGCUCUACUCACCCCUCCAUCAGCUCCACGCCUUCACCGGUGACCCCUCCUCCCCGGAGCACGGCCAGUCCAGCCACUCCCAGCCACAGCGCCCUCAACCUCAACACAGGAUUAUGGCGCAUGGGAAAAAAGAACGGUGACAUGUCCAACUACAUCACUGAUUUUGCUACAAAUUUGAGGAACACUGUGAUGGGAGUUAACACAGGGAUGAGCCAAGCCCUCCUCGGUAACAAUCCCCUGGCCACAAUCCAAGCCCUAGCAGCCAGUGGUGGUCAGUUGCCUCUUUCCAGUCUUGAAGGGGCCAGUAAACUGAUGAUGGGGGCCUCGGGGGCCCAUGGCGGGGGCCUCCCCUCCUCCUUCUUCCUCAACCACCCUGCUCUUCUCCACCUGAGUCAGAACUCCAGCGCUGGACUGGUCAGCGCCGCAGUAGCCAAAGCCUCCCACCCCUCCCCCUUCCCCUCGGCCAGUAGCAUCAGCCCCACCCCCUGUGCUCCUCCAGCGAAAUGGCGCACAGCCCGCCGUCUCUGGGCGGAUCCAAGAUUGAGUGACCACAGCAAGAGCCAAUCAGAGAGGGAGAGGAAGGACGAGGGAGGGGGGGACUUCACACCAAAGCUUUCUCUUUCUCUCUUAAACUCUGCUGUUUCUCUCUCCCUCUCCCCCUCUCUCUCCCUCUCUCCCCCUCUCUCCCUCUCUGUCUCUUAUUUCUCCAACUCUUUCAAUGCCAAAAAUACAAAGAAUAAAAAGGAGGAGGAGAACGACAGAACUGGACAAGAGAGACGGCAGAGAAAGAAAAUGUUGAAACCAAAAAUCUUCAUCCAUCGCAGCAGAUGGAGGCAAGGCAACAUGGGACCCUUUAGACAAUUGCCCCCCCACUCCCUGUGUCAUCUUUUGGGUGUUUCUUCCCUCUUCCUCUCAGAAGAAAAACAAAGCAAUGACUCUUCAGCAAAGAGAGAGAGAGAGAGAGAGAGAGACACCCGUCCAAGUGCAUAAAACCAAAAAUGACUUUCUGAUAAAGGAUGGUGCCGGGGGUGCAGCAGACGGGGGGGAGGGGCACCUGCCCGUUUACGUUCCUAUUAUUUCUUUUUGAACAGACACUGUGGGUCUGAAGGAAGAAAAGGGCGGAAAAGUUUAAACCAAAAAUUAACCUGAAGACGAGAAGAAGUCAACCAAACCAAAAUCCCCAAAAUACCAAAAAAUACGGAGAGAAAAGCUUUAUUCAAGGACUUGUAAAUACUGCAGCUAUCCAGGACCAGGACUCUACUGAUACCAGUCCACAUCCACUCAUCUGUGUCUGUGUCUCCACUUGACUUUCAAAGUCCGUCCAAUCAUCAGGAUCGCCAACGCCGCUGCGUGCUCUCGUCAGCGACCUCUGAGUCGAGCGUUCCUUCUACUCCUCUGGUUUUUUAACGUUGUUAUUUAUUAGUUUAAUUUCUCCAGUCCAGCUCCUAUUUAUUGUUGUUGGGUUUUUAGUGUUCACCCUUCAUCUUCAUCAUCAUCAUCAAUAUUGUCUGUCGCUGUCCUUCACGCCCGUGUCGUUGACAAACGUUUGUUUUUUCCAGUUGGUGAAACGUCGUUCACGUCAGUUCUCACCAAGUGCCAGUGAAUCAAACACAGGGUUUGAUGGAAUUCUUCACAGACGUGAACAUGUUUCUGUUUCUCAGUCCAACUCUUUUGUUUGUUUGUUUUUUUUUUCUUUUUCUAAAUAGGCCGAUAUCAGUCAGCACACGGCUGCGAGAACACGCCCGCAAAAUCUCACGUCCAUUUAUCAGGAGCGGAGACGACGCUGAGCCGCCAUCGUCAAUAAACCCAGUUUUAGUCACAGCCGCCUGCUGGAUCGGCGUGGACCGGCCGUCACCCGUGUGUCUAGACGCCUUAACUGAUCUUUCUGUUUCCAUUUCACCACAUUUCACCGUCAUUUUCCACCUCACGCUGACAUUAGCUCUCAAAUGGAAACCAAAGCGUUCUCAAGGCUGCGCUCAUCUGGAGGAGCCUCAGCCUCAGUCACAGAGACCACCAGGGGUUUCUGUGGAGACUGAUACCAGGACGUUACCCCCAGAAGACCCCCCACCCUCACCCCCCCGUGGAAACCCCCUCCACCUGACCCACGGGGGAAGCUUUAUGUAGAAAACUGAUCCUUUACUCUCACAGACACCCUCCACACCCCCGCGCCCUAAUCAAAGGGUACACACCGGGGCAGGAAGGGAGGGGGGGGGUCACACACUGUUGUGUCGGCAGCAGUUCGAGGGGAACACGUUUUUUUAAGAGGAAAACCAAAAAUGAACCUAAACCAAAAACAAACCAAACCUAAGGAAUGACCCGAGCAAACCAAAAAGAACCCUAACCACCUGUGGCUGGAGGGAGAGGGGGGAGGGAGGGGGCCGUGGAGGAUCUGUCUCCCUCUCUGUCCGUCUGUGUGUCUGUCUGUUCGUUAGCUUUAGGGCUGCAGCGUUGGCCCAACCCUCAAACUGUAGCAUGAAUACAAAGAUGUAAAAAAGACGGGCAGACGGACGGACGGGAGGGCAGCAGAAGGACCCCCACCCCUCUGCCCCCCACCCCCCCUCCUCAGCCUCACUCUGGCCCAGCUCUCUGGUCCUGGAUGGAGCUAAACGCAAAUGACCUCACUGAACUGAAAAUCUUCUGAAAUCCCUUUUGAUUUUUAUUCUUUUAUCUCUGCUGUGUCUCUGUACUUUAGUGCUUACUACUCAUUUGGGAUAAUGUACUCGCUUACUUACUUACUUACUUACUUACUUACGUACUUACUUACUAAAAGAGCUCCUUAUUUUUUCUGUAGUCGUGCUAGAGAUUUUUAUCAGGUGGUUUAAAAAAAAUACUGUGAAAAUUUAGCUUCCAGAUUUUUAUUAGAUAAACAGACAGACUGUCUCGUCAGAGAAAUGACAACACACCAAAAAAGCCAAAAACAGAGGGUGGGAAUGCAAACCUAAGAAAUGCCAAAAACCAAAUAGUGAACCAAACCAAACCGAACCGAACUGAACCAAACCAAACUCAGCAGAGAGGAGCGGGAGCUGCCGUCCCUGCACUCAGUCUGAGGCGUGGUCGAUUCGUCCGAGGUGAAACUGCGUGUGUUUCUGUGUGGACGGGUCAACGGGUCGGUCGCUACGACCACGAAAAACCACAGAAAAAUCCAGAACUGUACAGAGGUGCGAGAGCUGGACGAUAACUGAUCCAAAGAAUCUUCGGUUUGGUCCACAGGAGCAGAACAACUUCAACCAAACUUUACACGUGGGCCGACUCGCCUGGAAGGUGACGCGCGUCUCCACGUCCACUCUUAGAUGGAAUGUAUCUGUUAGUGCUUCUAUAGAUUUUGUAGAAAAAAGAUCUAUGUUCUACUGCUUACUUAUCUCUAAUGUAUUAUGAAGAAAAACUUACAAAAAAGACUGAGAAAAAAAAGAUCCUAAAAAAAAAAACAAUGAUGAAAAUAACUUGAUAUUAGACCAAAAAUUUAACUAUCUCUCUUUGGACUCAUUUCUGUUGUUUAUGUUUUUAGACUUUUGAUUGUAAUAUUUAUUUCACUAGUUUUUUGGGGUUUUUUUUGCUUAUCUUUAUCAGUCUGCCUAUUUAUUUCUCUAAUUUAUUUGGCCUCGUCUUUCACAAUCUGUUUGUUUUUUUAAGUUUUUCUUUUGCCCCGCCUGACCUUCUUUUGCCCCCCCUGACCUUCUUUCUUACCUUGUUAAACCAAAUAAUGACAGAAAAUGCAACCUCAGAGGACACAGGAGGAGAAUACCGCCACCUAGAGCUUGGUGAUGGAGAUAUUCUCCUUCUAAUUGACUUGAUUCUGCAGCUCAGUGGCGCCACAGUGUGGACAAAGACGUCAAUUAACGAAGUGUUAAAACACGUCUCAUUAUGAUGUGGUUUAGGUCAAGUUCGAAAUUCCGUUUGAAGACGUCAGUGUGGUUGAUGACGUCACUGUGCUGCACCUGGUCUUUACAGCAACAACCAAAACAAAAACAUGAGAAUGACAAAGAUGAACUGGGGCAAAGGUUAAAGUUUAAUUUUUUAUAUAUGAAUGCAGAUGAAGAGGAGGAGGAGGAGCAGGAGGGGGCGCUUCUCUCUGUCCUCUCACCUGUCUGUGUUUAUUUCUUCCUGUCUGUCCAUCUGUGUGAUCGUUUGCUUCGGCCUUUUUUCCUCCACUGUGGUGUGAGAAGAGAGAUAGUUCAUCAUAUACCUCAUAUUCUUUGAUGAUAAACCAAAUAGAUGAAGGCUUUAAAAUGGGGGGGGGGCAACUGAGGGGGGUGCAGCUGUGUGUGUGUGUGUUCAGCGGAGACCAGGAGCAGGGGAUUGUGGGAGGAAACACCAAAAGUUUAGGUUUGAUCUGUGGAGGAGUUUUCUUUAAUCCAUUGUACUUUAAAGGUCUCUCU
Cynoglossus semilaevis (tongue sole) is the source of this 4692-nucleotide messenger RNA. Its product is annotated as POU domain, class 2, transcription factor 1-like. The record is from RefSeq and is a predicted model, not a curated record. Gene Ontology annotation, molecular function: RNA polymerase II cis-regulatory region sequence-specific DNA binding; DNA-binding transcription factor activity, RNA polymerase II-specific. Bases 59 to 1306 code for a protein of 415 amino acids. NCBI's taxonomy places the organism in Eukaryota, Metazoa, Chordata, Actinopteri, Pleuronectiformes, Cynoglossidae. Gene Ontology annotation, biological process: regulation of transcription by RNA polymerase II. The transcript is spliced from 5 exons.